UAGCUAAGGUUUCCAUUACCGGAUAUGGUGGGUGGGGGGAAGGGAGGUAGUAGGAUUGAGUUGGGGGGGUAUACCCCCCAACAAAAUUAGCUUAGGGGCAUUAUAUAUUCAUACUCAACAGAAGCAACUAGCAGUUGCUGUAAUUUGGUCUAAGCUAAGGAAAAGACAAGAAAAAUGGGGAAAAGAAGGAUAAAGGAGACAAAAAGAAAACAGAAGAAAGGGAGAAGAGUGAUUCAAAAAGCAAAAGAGAGAAGAGGAGGACACAGGAGGAUGAUAUUUGUGAGAAAAAAUCAUGAAACAGACCGAGAGGAUCAAGACAUAAUGGGAGCAUUUUUAGAUAAGCCAAAGAUGGAAAAGCAUAAUGCCCAGGGGCAGGGUAAUGGGUUGCGUUAUGGGCUAAGUAGCAUGCAAGGCUGGCGAGUUGAAAUGGAGGAUGCACAUACGGCUGUGAUCGGUUUGCCAAGUGGACUUGAAACAUGGUCAUUCUUUGCUGUAUAUGAUGGGCAUGCUGGUUCUCAGGUUGCCAAAUACUGCUGUGAGCACUUGUUAGAUCACAUCACCAAUAACCAGGAUUUUAAAGGGUCUGCAGGAGCACCUUCUGUGGAAAAUGUAAAGAAUGGAAUCAGAACAGGUUUUCUGGAGAUUGAUGAACACAUGAGAGUUAUGUCAGAGAAGAAACAUGGUGCAGAUAGAAGUGGGUCAACAGCAGUGGGUGUCUUAAUUUCUCCUCAACAUACUUAUUUCAUUAACUGUGGAGACUCGAGAGGUUUACUUUGUAGGAACAGGAAAGUUCACUUCUUCACACAGGAUCACAAACCAAGUAAUCCGCUGGAAAAAGAACGAAUUCAGAAUGCAGGUGGCUCUGUAAUGAUUCAGCGUGUGAAUGGCUCUCUGGCUGUAUCGAGGGCCCUUGGGGACUUUGAUUACAAAUGUGUUCAUGGAAAAGGUCCUACAGAGCAGCUUGUCUCACCAGAGCCUGAAGUCCAUGAUAUUGAAAGAUCUGAAGAAGAUGAUCAGUUCAUUAUCCUUGCAUGUGAUGGUAUUUGGGAUGUUAUGGGAAAUGAAGAGCUCUGUGAUUUUGUAAGAUCCAGACUUGAAGUCACUGAUGACCUUGAGAAAGUUUGCAAUGAAGUAGUCGACACCUGUUUGUAUAAGGGAAGUCGAGACAACAUGAGUGUGAUACUGAUCUGUUUUCCAAACGCACCCAAAGUAUCCCCAGAAGCAGUGAAGAAGGAGGCAGAGUUGGACAAGUAUCUGGAAAGCAGAGUAGAAGAAAUCAUAAAGAAGCAGGGGGAAGGAGUCCCUGACUUAGUCCAUGUGAUGCGCACAUUAGCCAGUGAGAACAUCCCCAGCCUCCCACCAGGGGGUGAAUUGGCAAGCAAGCGGAAUAUAAUCGAAGCCGUUUACAAUAGACUGAAUCCUUACAAAAACGAUGACACUGACUCUACGUCAACUGAUGAUAUGUGGUGAAACUGCUCAUCUAGCCAUGGAGUUUACCUUCACCUCCAAAGGAGAGUACAGCUCAACUUCACUGAACCUUUUAAACAUCCAUCCUCAACUUUAAAGAAGGGCAUGUGAUGGGUGAGAGUGAUCACACCAGAGAACUUCAGCAGUACAACAGCAAGCCCAGAACUGAUUUUUUUUUUUUGUAAAUUUGAGACUUAUGUAAACGUGAUUUCAAACCAUAAUUCAUGUUGUAAAUCAGACUCCAGCAAUUUUUGUUGUAUGAUUUUUUGUUUUUUUUUGUAAAGUGUAAUUGUUCUUGUACAAAAUGCUCAUAUUUAAUUAUGAACUGCUUUAAAUCACUAUCAAAGUUACAAGAAAUGUUUGGCUUGUUGUGUGAUGCAACAGAUAAAUAGCCCUUGAAGUCAUGUUGUGUUUGGACUUGGGUUGGGACAGGGAGAGCAGCAGCCAUGUCAGCUCCAUGCUCAAAUGUACACAUGAUUAUGGAAAAUAAUUUCAAAAUCUUUACAAAGCCAAACAUUUAGUAAGUUACUGCAAACUAUCUUAAUGUUCUUGGCAGUGGGAUUGGCAUUGUUGAAAAUGGUCCCCUCAUUUAACUGUCUUUUAGGUUGUCCUCUCCUUGUUGCCACAAGUAUUGCAGGUAAUACAGUAUAUUCAUAAGAAUAUCAAUCUUGGGGCUAGAAUGCCUUGAUUCUUUGCACCUCUUUUACAAGUCCUUACAUUUAAUUACUAAUUGAUAAGCAGCAGCUUCCUACACAUAGUAGGAGACUGCCACAUUUUUGCUAUCAUGAUUGGCUGGGCCUGCUGCUGUUCCUAUUAAGAUAUUCUGAAUUCCAUUUUAUCAAUAAAGCUUGAUUUAACAAACAAGAAAUUUAAUCAUGUAUGUGUAAUUCCUCCUUUAGCCCCGUCCUUUAAAAACAUGAUGCCAUUGUAAAAGAGAAGUUUCUCGUGGGGAAAGAUGUUAGUCUUUUUUAAUUGGAAAGUACUGUUACUCAGAGCAUAGAUGGAACUGUUUUCCUUCCAUUAGAAAGACUGAAAGAUUCAAGUCUCUGUUGUUCCUUAAUUUUUCAAAUGGAUUUUUCUGGCUGUUUUUCAUUAAGAUGUGUUAUUAGCUUAAAUUUGCCUACUGUUUAAUUAAAAUAAUUGUCAAAGGGUGACAAUCUAACACUCUAUUAUAGGGGUGUGUGUCUGUGUGUGUGUGUGUGUGUGUGUGCGCGCGUGCGUGCGUGCGUGCGCGCGCGCCUGUGAUUUUUAAUUGGCCCAUGUCUUUAGAAUCCAAGUAGUUAAGAUGUAUUUGUGAUUUGAAAUAUAGCAUGUUGAUAAUAUUUAGCUGUUGGCCUUUAAAAAUAAUUUUCAAAACUUAAAGAGUUGUAGAUAUAAAAACAGCCUAAUUUAACUUAGGCUUAAAUUCCUCUGAUUAAGCAUGUGAAAGUAAGGUUUUUAAAAUCUGUCACAUUGAAAAAACUGUUCUGUGCCCUUCUGUAUUUUUGUCUUUUUAGGUUGCAUAUUGUAUUUAUUGCCAUGUAAUUUAAUCAUUCAGUAGGCAGAGUCCCCACUAGAAAACUAUUAAAAUGUAUGGUUAAAAUACAACAUUGACUACAAAAUCAAAGCUUUGUGUAUAAAAGAUAGUAUAAUCAAUUUUGUUAAUUUGCUUUUUCUCUAAUUUGGAAAUAUACAUAUUUGUAUAUAUAGCCUUAAAACUAAUGUAAAGUUAGGGGAGUAGUGGGAAAAGUAAUGUGAAAUGUCUCAGACUUAAGUAGUUAAAACCAGCAAAAUCUUUUCAUCAUCCCUCUUAUUCGUGAGGUGAUUAAAUGUAACUUAAUUGUAUUUAAUAUAUAUCUUAAUCCAGCAUGAAGAAAAACAAGUACUAUUUAUAUUUAGAAAUUCAUAACAGUUGGAAUUACAGAACCAAUUCCGUACUUAACUUACAAAUAAAUGCUUAAUGUCUAAAUCUGGUAGAGUGAGAAGUAUGAUAAUGUUCUAAGUUAUAGCUUUGCAAGCAUCUAAAUGUACAUUUAAUGAAUACCAGUGCUUUAACGUAGAUUGAUUACCAGGCAUACUAGUAUUGAAAACUAAAUCCCUAUUUACAAUAAGCCAGGUCCUUAGCUUUUAUAAAUAGAUUGAAGUUUUUAGUUCUGGAAAUUUCAGUAUCUUGAAUUCUUGAGAUGUAAAACCUUAAAUCACAAGUAAAAUAUGUGAUGGAAAGCUAUAUUUCAAACCAUAACAACAUUAGAGCCCUUUUUAUUUGAGUCUUUAAAUAAAAAGGAGAUUAAAGUAUUCCUCUGUUAAAAUUAUAAGUACUGAAGUUAGGUUUAGAAGUGAGAGAAAACUUGUUAAAGUGUGAUCUAAGAAGACUAAAUCUUUUCCACAUGAGUCAGCAUUGCCAUACUAGAUACAAUUUUUCAUUAUAAAAUACAGGAAGGAAAUAUACAGCAGACUGUGUGUGUUCUUGAUUUCUGGGGGUAAUGGUGGUAGUGGGGAUCCAGCUACACUUUCAAAAUGCACCUCUGCACCUCUAUUAUACACUUCAUUUUUGUACCACUUGAAUUCUUUACCCCAUGCCCCCUUUCGUGUGCUAAUUAAUUAGCAUCUCAGGGCAACGCCUCAGAUUUUUUUGAUGUGCUAUAUGUUAUUUGGAGGGGAAAAGUUCUUAUAAGACAAUAUACUUAAUAUUCAUUUAAUAUAGUUAAUAUACUUAAAUUUCAUUUAAGUGUUUUAAUAGCAUGAAGCCAAUUUGCUGCUUUUAAUGGGAAAUUAACUAUAUAGCAGAUUCUUAUCCUAAUAUUAAAUUUUUCUGAUCUCUUUGUUUUAGCAAGGCAAGAUCUCUUAUUUCCAAUUUUUUAGAGCAUAUACUUUUACAGAUAGCUGAAGCAUCUUAAUAUUAGCACUGACCUAAAAUCAAAGUGAUAUUUUUUUCUUUAGAACUAACUCAGACAUUUUUAAUUAUAAUGCUUUCUAGUAGAGGGCAAUUAGUACACUGCUUCAGCCACUUAAUUCUUCUUACUAAUUACAUUACAAAAUUUGGAUUGAAGAAUUACAUAAAUCCAAUAAUCUGAUAUAUAGGUGUACUUGUAGUGACCAUCCAUUUGACCAUGUUAGUCCAACUAAUAACCCAGCUUUUUCACCAGAUGUAUUCAGUGUUAUCUGCAAAGCACUGUUCUAGGCCACGCACCUUGGAACUAUAAAGAAAGUGAAUAGGCCCUUGCCUUCAAGAAGUUUGCAUUCAAGUUGAGUUUAAUAUAAUGUAUGCUAUUACAACUGGGUUACUCGUCCAAAAAAAAUUGUUAUUGCCAACCUGCCAGAUAGUUUCUUGAACAAGGCAGGUCUCUGCUCUGCAGAACUCAUUUGUACUUCAUUCACCUUGAAAAUUCUUUCCCUUUAUUUUCUUCUCCACUAAGCUAAAAAUCUCAUUCAAAAGAAAAUUUUGUUUAGCAUAGGAAUAAAUUUGGACUGAUGAGAUGUAAAUCUAUUCAGAAUACUUAAUUGCCUUAACAAAUGGCCUUCUUCCAUUCCUACUGACCGCAGCAAGUCAGAGAAAUAGGUGGUAGAUUUCUUAAAGUUCUCCCACCCUGAAAACAGUGGUGGCCUGUCAGUUGAGGGCAGUUAACAAAUAUAUCUCUCUAAUUUGUCUUAUUAAAGUGAAAACUGUUCUUGAAAACACACUGCCAGUGUUAAUAGCCAAUUUUAGCUAUGUUUUAAAUUUUUUAAAUAAUUUCACUGCCUAUCAUUACUGAACAAGUUCCCAUAUGGAAAUUCAGUGAUUUCUGAAAGAACUGAUGAAAUUGGGUACCAGUGUUUUCUUGAAUUUUGAAUUUUAAGGUAUACACUUAAUUCAUAAAGUUUGAAAGAGGUUUAUGACUAUAAUAUUUUGAUUGCUAUUUGUACAGUAUUAAUUUAGGGUUUGGUAUUAGAAAAUAUAUAAAUAUAUCAGUAUAUAGAAGUUUGUCAUUUGAGGUUUUUCUUUGAAGAAACCUUAAGAGUUCCAUGUACUUUUUUGCUUACAGAUACUGCUGGUGAGAUGAUCAUUUCUGAGUGAUCUAGUCUAAUUUUUUUUUAGGUGUUAGGAAGACGUCAUUAUAGUUCAAAGUCUUCCUUUAAUUCUAGAAUUCAUCGAUGUGUCAUGAGUUUGAGAUUAUAUUUGUUUUAAAUUAUACAUUUCAGAAUAUGCUUGAAAUAUUUAAGAAUACAUUUUCUAAUGUUAUAAUACUGUACUUUGUGUUGGUAAGAGUACUAAGUCUCAGUUAAGUGUUAUUAGUGGUAGUCCAAAUGCUAUACAGAAACGAGAGAGAUUUGGCUCCACUUCAUUUUCAAAUGAACAUUUCCAUUUUUGUUCACUUCAACAUAGAUUCUUUCCCUUUUACUUGCUUUAUACAUUAAGCUACUGGUCUUCUUAUGUUUUCUUAAUAUUACUAGCAAGUAGUUUUGUGCCAACUAGAAAAACUUAACACAUACUGAAAUUGUAGUUGAUACUUUUAUUAGAUGCUAGGCGGGUGGGGGGAGUUUGUUUUUGAUACACUAUAAAAUGACUUAUUUUUUCCCUCCUUUGUCCUGCACAAAAUUUUGUUUCAUUUCCUCUGCUGCCUGUCUGGUGGUUUCUCUUUCUUUUUUCAAAUUGCCUCAUCAAAUCUAAUUAAUACUGUAACACUGGGCCAAAACCAGGAAAACUUGGGCGAUAAAGAGGAGUGGGGAGAUGCCAGUGAGAAAAGAGGAUAAUUCUUGAUUAUUUGAAAGGCAAGAAGAACGUCUUCCAUGGUCCCAUCUAUAUAUAUGGUUAAGAACUGUUACAUAAACUAGGGAGAAUGAACCUUUGCUUCUUCAGAUAAUUUGAUUUUCCCAGCAAGGGAGAUAAUGAUAAAGAAUUACUGCUGCUUUAACAAAGAAAUAACUGAGAAAAAGAAAUGCACUGUUCAUCACAAAAACCCAACCUUUCAAUUCUUUUCAUUGCUCCCAAACCCAGUUUUCUACUAAUAGCUUUCUCAUUGUUUAGGACAAUUAUUUAUAGUUAUUCCUUUCUUUUUACAUAGCCCCUCCUGACAUAGUAAAGGAUUAUUUAGUGACACUUAAUUUGUAUGGUUCUUUCUGAAGUAAGUUAGAUUUGAGUAGGAGAUUGGGUAGCUGCAGAACAAAAUAGUAAGAGCUUAGGCAGAAUGAAUGGCACAACUUUUAUUAUAGUGAUAGUUCUUAACCUUUAGCAUUACAGGGCCUUUGAGAUUAAUGAAUUCUAAGAACUUCCUUACACAGGGAAAUGCAUAAUGUACAUAAACUCCUCAAAGUUUACAGUAUUUCAGUGAUUCAUGAGUCCCAUGGUUUUGAUCCCACACUAUAACAGAAUAGUCUUUUUUUUCUGUAAAGCCCAUCAAAAAUGUCUAAAGGGCAUCAAAAUAAUUGAGUUAAGGAUAAAAGUAGCAGAAGUAGAGGAAACCUAAGCUAGAAUCUGUAGUAUAAUACUUUUUUUAUAUGUUGCAUUUUGAAGAAAAGGAGAUUGCUUAAAGGUGAAAAGAUAGAGUAUUUGAGCUAGCUUUGGAGGUUAACAUUCUUUUCUAAAAUUGCCACUUUUGAAAUUCAACAGAAAAUAGGAAAGACAAUAACUGAAUAUGUCUGUCCUGCAGAGUGCAGACAUAAUAAAGUCACAUGCAGAUGUCACAUCUGUCACUUCUCUAACUCAGGAUUGAGUUCCCUGGUGUAAGAGUUGAUUAAAUGUUUAAUUCACUUCAGAGUCUAAGCAGCUAGGUGUUUACUUACUAAUACAGAAUAUUAAAAUAGGAUGUAACUAACCUAAGCCAGAAAUGCACAGGGUUAAUGAAACUUUUACUCAAAUAUAACUACCAUGAAAAAAUUGAUUAGCUUGUUGCAGUUCUUGCCAAAACUGGAUGUUCAUGUGGAGCCUAUUCCUAUUUUGAUGGAAUUUUGAAACACAGAAACCAUUUUUUUACUUGUUUAGACCUAAGUCAACAGCACAUCUGCAGGAAAAUACCUUGUUUGUAGAAAUAUGCUCCAAUACUGUUGGUUUCACUCAAAAUGAUUUAUUUUACUUAAUUUGUAUAAAUGCUAUGAGUGGAGCGUGCACAUGUUAAAAGCAUCUUGCAUUACAUAUAGUGUCACUUUUUAAAUCUAUAAAUGUAAAACUAAUACAACUGCAAAAAUAUUUUUCUUACAGUGUGUAGCAAAGUUCUCCACAGUAACUCACCCACACUUUGCAGUUUAUGUGAUCCAAUCUUUUAAAAAAUUUUUCCAUAAAUGUAUAUUUUUUAUUAUGUACCAUUUCCUGGUCCAAAGAAAAUAUGUGAAUUCAGUUCUAACUUUAAGAAUGUACUUUUGUUUUCAAGUUCGUUGAAGAAAUUGCAUUCAGUCUGUGAAUAGUUGCAGAUUGUAUGUGAGAUGAAAAGUAGAAAUUUCUAGUUUGCAAAACUGGUUCCACUAAAUAAACAGGCAAUUGCAUAAUGUGUGUGUUUAUGAUUGAUUGAUAUUGCAAGGGAUGAUUUUGUUCUGACUAGACACAUAGAAUAUUCUAAAUCAGUUUUUAGGAGACGUUAAGAGAAUUUUUUUCAACUCAACUUGGUUAAUUUGCUCAAAAAGAUAAAUCAGUCACAAUCCUAACUAGACUUGUCCCUUCCUAAUUUUAGGAAGAUUUCCGAAACUAGUAAAUUUGGGUUAAAUGAUUAGUUUCAUGAAAACAUUCUAGAAAUAAAGUAGCCAUAAGUUUUUCCUCUUUGUUUUCUUCAGAUGAUAUCUUUUUCUUUAAAGAGAUGAGAUUGGGAAUUGGGAGGUAUCUGGGAAAGGACUUUUCUCCACAUAGGGUGCCUGCUUCCACGUAAACUCGGGUGUGGUGUGUGUGAGUGUGAAUGCUUACUUCUUUUGUAAUUCUGUUAAGUGGUUGUAUUACCUUUUUCCUGUCUUCCAUCUGCCUGAAUAGACCUUACAUAAUUGGAGGGACUUUAGGGUAUGUCGAACUGGUCAUGUAAACGAAAUUCUGUAAACUGCAAGCAUUUAUUUUGUUUGUUGUUAGUAACAAUGAGGGAUCCUAACCAAAGGCAGUAAGACUGAGACAAAAAUUCAUAUGGCACAUGUGUAACUAGAACAAGGGUUCACCUAUCCAAGUAUGUUGUACUUUUAUUAUCUUUUUAAAUUAUUUUUUUGAACAUUGAAGGUAAGGGCUUUUUAAGUAAAAAUGAUUUUUCCCGUUGUUACUGAGAAACUCAUACUGAGCUACUCUUCUUUUUUCUUUUUUCCUUGUUAUCAUUUAAUAGCUCAGACCGAAAUUCCCAUCAAAUCACAGGAAUUUCGAUUCUAGUUGGAAAGCCUGUUUGAUGAACUACUGCAGAAAAAUUUGAUGUGCAUGCCCUCUAUAGGACGUUACCUGCCACAAGAUCCAUUUGCCAGAGAACAGUAAAAGAUCUGUGCUCCGCUGCUGCCAGUUGUCUAUAAAAAGAUUGAUAUUUACUUGUCCUGAUACCUUAUAUAGGGUGCCCUGGAGAAUCUUAAGCUUUCUAUAAGAUGUGUGUUUUGAGUUAAUUGUAUUGUUACCUAAAUGGUGGAGUAGCUGAACACUACAGGUGUGCCAUUCACUGCUGUGGGUUAGAUGUGGGCUUGGGUCUUCCAGACCAAAGCACUUUCUCUAUGGCUUUCCUGAUGAUACAAGUUUUUCCAGAUGUUAAUUUGAACCAGUGAAAUUUGUAAUAUUUAAUAAUUUUUAUCUACCAAAACGACAGUUUUAUCUGGUUCAAUCCAAUCAUUUCUAAAAUCAGUUGUUCUUACAUGAUCAGAUUGCAAGUCAGUACUUCUCUCAUUUGUAUUUCAAGUUAAUCAUGUCUCCUUAAAACAGACCCUUUGAACUGGGUAACAGUAUGUGUGCAUGUGUGUAUGUGUUUGAACAAUGUUGUAAGUAAGUCACCAUUAUAGACAAGGCCAAGUUUAUAAUUUCUACAUUAAAUUUAACAAUGCUCUUAUCUUAAGAUAGCUUUUUAAUUACUAACAUAUUCUUUGUCAGCCCUACUAUUUAGGGAGUCCCUACAGAUGCUAUAGUAUUAAUUAGAUCAACAUGCUACUUAGACAUUGUUAUGAGAAAUGUUAUUCCAGCAGUAAUCUCGUAAGGAAACAGUAUUGAAUUUAAGUAUGCUUGGGUAGGAUUUAAAUAAUAAAGAUAGGAAAAUGAUUUUAAGGUUUUAUUUUGAAUUAAGUGAGGUGAGAGGAGAGUUCCUAACAUUUAUUAAGCGUGCUGAGAUGUAUGGAUGCAACUCAGUCUGUAACAGUGCGGUAAGACUGAAGAAGUCUCUGAAAAUCAUUCUUUAAGUACAGUCUGUUAAAGCUGGAUGAAUGCUCUGUUCUAGGUGACAAUCAGAUUCUGACUUAGAUUGUAGUGCCCUAUUUUUAUAUUGUGCUAUUUGUGUUUCUUUGGGUAAUAGUAGACUGAAUUUAUCUUUUAAAAUCAAAAGGUUUGCCAAGUUUGUAACUGGUGUAGGUCAGAAGGGUUGUGUUUACCUUGUGUUAGCAUAUGGUCCCCACUUACAGAAUGUGUGUCUUCUAAAUUCUCAGUAUACAGUCUUGAUGUGUAUUUCAUUGUACUUAACGAAGAAAAUGUUUUUGCAGAGAGUCAUCUUUCUAAGAAAAGCUUAUUCCUAAUUAUUUUAACCUCUGAAUUUUCAACUGCUCACAAAACUGAAAGGUUGUGUUUUUUAACUAAAAGUCUCCAGAACAUCCCUAACACAAUUAACUAAAAUGUUCUAGUGAUUGGAUGUACUAGAAGCACAUGGGAAGUGACUUUUUUAACUUGUUAAGCAAAUAGAAGUCUUCAUAUAACUGGUAUAAAUUCAGUUUUUAUCACUGUCUGCCUUUCCUGGUGUAUUCUGACAUUUUGCUACACUGAUCCUCAAUAAAAUAGGGAGGAGUAUUAGCAUUUUAUAAACGGCUUCUGUGCUUAGAUCACAGAUGUUCUUCCAUAGUAUUUACUUUUAUAUCUAAUUCAGAGUGCCUGCCAUGACUUUUUCCUUUAUUUUGGUUUUAAAUAUGUAAGUUCCUAGGCAACAUUCUGCUUUAGGACUUCCGUAAAUAUUUUGUAGAAAAGUUUGAGGUCACUGAAUUCUAUACAUCCCUGCAUACCAUAAGGGAUUGCUUGCCAUGUGCUCUGUCCUGAUUUUUGUAACAUACAGGCUGAACUAUUUGAUGACAGUAUGGUUAUAAGUGUACUAUAUUUGCAUGUGUAAAUAUCCUUGUUCAAGGGUGACUUCACAGUUCCUGUCACUAGUAUUACUAAUUCAACUUGACCUUCAAAAGCUUGCCACUUCACAGCCGGAUGGAUUGGCAUCUGACAGGACCACAGUGUUGAGAAAAGCUUCAUCUCAGGAGGAGCAGAGUUCCAAGAAGGAAGCUUCGGGAGUGCAAGUCUCUAUAACUGAGAUCAUUUAGUUGGUUCUUCAAAUCUGUUGGGAUUGUCUUGAUAUUCUUAGUUUAUUGGACUGAAAUUCAAACACUAUGUUCAAAAAUCAUUUGUUCAGGUAUAAACAAUUUGAUUAUGUGAAAAUCAUUGUCCUUUCUAACCUUGGAAUAACGAAGUUUUAAUGAAGUUGGCAUUUUUCCUUUUUGGCAAGGGAGGAAGAAAUGUGGUGGGGAAAAGAUAUACUAAAGGCAAGAAGAAGAGGUUGUUUGGAAAACCAAGGUAUUUUGUGUGUGUGAUUUUUUUUUUUAAUUGUUUUUCUGAAAUUUAAAAUGAAAUUAAUCCUUAUAUUUCAUAGUAGUCAAUAAUGCAUCACUGGUUGGUAGAUUAGUAUAAAGUCUCUUUUCUCACCCUUAUGUCCCUGCAAAAGCCCUGUUUUAGGGGGGAAAGGGAAUGAUCCCAUUUUAAUUGUCAACUCUCACUUGUAGUUUGAUUAGGGAAGCAAUUAAAAUGAUAUCUAAAAUAAGGAUUACAGAUUUUCUUUCUAUUAUCUGCUCCCUGAAUUCUCUGAAGCAGUGGUUCUUAGCCUACUGACAAGAUAGAAUGAGCUGGGAAGCUUAACAAACCAUCAUCACUGGAGGUUAAGUUGGAAGG
Talpa occidentalis (Iberian mole) is the source of this 11488-nucleotide messenger RNA. It is a transcript of the gene PPM1A, whose product is annotated as protein phosphatase, Mg2+/Mn2+ dependent 1A. The record is from RefSeq and is a predicted model, not a curated record. Gene Ontology annotation, molecular function: magnesium ion binding; manganese ion binding; protein serine/threonine phosphatase activity. Gene Ontology annotation, cellular component: nucleus; cytosol. Gene Ontology annotation, biological process: positive regulation of canonical NF-kappaB signal transduction; protein dephosphorylation; positive regulation of canonical Wnt signaling pathway. The coding region runs from base 175 to 1470 and encodes 431 amino acids. Lineage: Eukaryota; Metazoa; Chordata; Mammalia; Eulipotyphla; Talpidae. The transcript has 6 exons.